Heteronotia binoei (common prickly gecko) is the source of this 2650-nucleotide messenger RNA. RefSeq names its product calcium release activated channel regulator 2B (gene CRACR2B). Lineage: Eukaryota; Metazoa; Chordata; Lepidosauria; Squamata; Gekkonidae. The coding region runs from base 339 to 1556 and encodes 405 amino acids. The transcript has 10 exons. The record is from RefSeq and is a predicted model, not a curated record. Gene Ontology annotation, molecular function: calcium ion binding.
GGGAACAGGAGCAGCAAACUCGAUGAGCUUGAGUGAAAAAGUUGGCGCGAGUCGCUCUUCGGCCAUUUCCGGGUUGAAAGGAAUCUUCUCAGAUCGAUCCGGGCUCUUCAGAGCAGACCGCUUUGGAGCCUCCUCUUGCUUCCAGCUGGCCUCUCGGAUCAGGUAAUGCGACCUGCCAGCAGCAAACCGGGAGACUUGACGACCUUGGAAGACGGUGGCAGAAAUAUCAGCCUUGAAAGUGCCAUCGCAUUUUCCGUUGCUUUAGCUACUCUUGGCGAACAAGGUUCCUCCCUCUGCUAGAUGUACUCCAACCCCAGCAAGGAAAGAGCCGUGGGGUAAUGGAAAGUCCUGUUGAAGAACUCCUUAAGAAUUGCCUUCAGGAGGACAAGGAAGAGGUCAUUGCAGCCUCCAAUGCCUCUUCUACUCUGUGCUUGAACAAUGUGGAAGAAAUGCAGGCAGACAUGUUGGAGAAAGCCAGAGAGCUUUUCCGGCUCUGUGACAAAGAAGAGAAGGGCUUUAUAACCAAGUUUGACAUGCAGAGGCUGCAAAGUGAACUGCCCUUGACCACCGAACAGCUGGAGGCUGUUUUUCACAGCCUAGAACAAGAUAAUAAUGGGUAUCUCACACCAGUUGAAUUCAGUAUGGGACUAGGAAAGUUCAUAGGAACUGAGCAGUGCCAGAGCUCUAGAAGCCUUAGGCAUGAGGAGACCUUUGAGUCAGGCUGGUCUGAUGACUUGGACCAGGCAGACGAAGAGGAGAAGCGGUUUUGUUCCAUGAUGGAGCAGCUGGAAGCAUCCCAGGUUUUUGAAGAUCAGAGUGAUAUUCAGGAGCUUUGGGCUCGACUCCAGAAAGAACAACCAGAGCUCCUGUCCAGUUUUGAAGAGUUCCUGUUCCGCAUCUCUUCUUACAUUAAAGAAGUGCACCAUGAGAAGGAAUCCGUGGAACAGGCUCUGAAACGGAGGGAGACAGACCAUGACAGAGAAAUCAGGUGUCUCUAUGAAGAAAUGGAGCAACAAAUUAAAGCAGAGAGGGAACGGUUGCUCUGCCAGGGGUCAAUGAGGCACGACAGGAGCAACCUGCUGCAGAAAGAGCUGCAGAGCAAAGAGCAAGAAUUCGAGAAAAUCCUCUACCGGCAGAAAAAGUUAGAACAUCAGUUACACUCUAUCAAUUCUGAACAGCUGGAGAUGCGGGUACAAAAUGAGAGACUGCAGCAUCUAAAUGAAAAUCUUGUGGAACAACUAGAGAGAAGCAAAUGGGAGCUGGAAAUAGCCCGAGGCCACCUGGAACAACUGCAGAAAGAAGCCCAGCUAGAGCAACAGCAGAAGGACAGGGAUGUCAUUCGAGUCUCUAAGAACAUGCAGAAAGAGAAGCAAAGCCUCCUGCGACAACUAGAGUUGCUCAGAGAGAUGAACAAGAAGCUGCGAGAUGAGAGAGAUGCCUUUGAAGCCAAGAAGCUGGUUAGUCUGAGACCAAAAAUCUUAGCCUCCAAUCACCUUCCCUUGGCCUGCUGCUGUUGCUACCAUCACCUGGGGUCAUUACAGUUAAAUGGGCAUUGACUAAGGCUUUGUGUUUUUAAUAGUGUCUGCAGAGGGGCAUUCUUUGCAUCCCUAAGUUUAGGGAGAGCUAUAUAUUUAAACCUAGGCGAUUGUAAAAGACUAAUAGAAGUCAUCUGAUAUGACAAGAAAAAGGUCUCCAGAAGAAGAUGCUGUGUUUUGUACAUAUCUGAGCAAUGGGCACUAGGUGUAGAGGAACUAUAGUUGAAAAUUCAUCAUUUGGUUUAGAGAGUACCUUAGAGUAUUCCCUUUCUUUUUGUUACCAUUUUAGAUGAUAGGCUGGAAUUUCCUUGUGCAAGUGUCAUAACUUUCUUCAGCCUGAAGCCACUGGUUCUGCUAAAGGGCUCUUCUGCUGUGUCAAUUAGUGACUACACCCUUGUAGGCUUAUUGAAUGUGCUUUGUUAACUAUAACGGCAAAAGACUAGACUGCAAAAAUGGAACAUAUUUUGUCCUUUUCUUCACCUUCCCUUUGGGGAGCACGUAAGGGCAGAUAAUGUACAUGAAACAUUACUUUAAUAGUUUCAGUAUAAACUAGCAAGUCAUAACCAUAAUGUGAAGUUCACCUCAAAGAAGACAUCUCUUGUUCCUCUGUGAAAUAUGCCACUUGCUGCUGAUUUGUCUACUCAUGAAAAAAGGUCAGGAAGGAAAUAAAGGGAAGGAAAAAGUUUGUUAAUUAUCUUUUUUUAUGAUUUGUAUGCACAGAUCAGAAAUUGUUACAAAACGUGACUGGGAAUUUAUUGAAGCUGUUAAGCACAUGGAUAUAAAUGAGCAACAGGGACUUCCCUUGUGUAACAUCUUGGGAUUUUUGUGUGAGCUCAUUUGUAUGUAUGAAAUGUACUUCCAUUCCACUCCAUCUUUAUCAUAUGGCUCCAUUGUCAGAUAAGUCGAGGGUGUGGAAAAUGUAUGUGACUUCCAUAUUAUACCUAUUUAAUGCAAACUUUUUACAUUUGCAAUGUCUUCAUGUGAUUGUGUUCUUCUUGGGCAUUAGUCAAAUAGCCAUUCAAAGCUGUUACCACACCCUUGUUAUCUGUUUGCCAGAGUAUGUGAGGGCAUGAGAUUAAUCAGGAGCUCCAAUAAAACCACCCCAAAUAUAAAUA